GUCUCUUAAUCCACUUUGAUGUACAUUUUUCUAAAACAUAGAUUUGGCCUGAGAGGCAUCUUUUAAGUUUUCUCUUCCUUUACUGUUGUCAUCUACAAAGGAGCAUCUACUUUAGUAGCAGGCAGAAUUUAGUAGCAGGCAAAAAAAAUUGCUUCCUUUCAUACACAAAUACAUGGAAGGGAACUGCCAUUACUGUGGGCUAAGCUUUAACAGAAAUGUCUUGCCACCAGCAACAACACCAACAAAAAGAGCUUCACAUAAAUCAAGAAUUACACAAUGAGAUUGCAACAAGUGUUGUUUCCUGGACACUCUGCAUUCAGAAGCCUGUACUAGCAGCUCAGCUCACCAUGUGCUCCCUCCCCUUCUUGAUGCACAUGUAAUAUGAGACUUCACAUCUCCAGGACUACUAACAACAGAGAGGGAGAGAGGACCGCAAGAGCGAGCAAGCGCAGGCAGGGAGAGCAACUGGCUGUCAGCAGCAGAGAAGUUGAGCAAGAAAGAGCUGGAGAGGGUCAAAACUGGGGGGAAGCAGCAACAUGAAAUGACAACAAAAAGAAACCACAAAGGAAGACAAAACAACCCGUCCUGCGACACUUUUGGGGGAGAAAAUAAUUUCAGAAUACCGCAGUUCCCAUCCACAGAUGGAAAGACAAGCCCUUAUUGGAAGCAGCUAAAUCUUCCUCUCUACUAAAUAAAUUGCCUCAUGUUACAAAAGGUGGGCUGAUGAAAACAAGAAUGUCUUACGAAGACUUUCAGAAUGAACUCUAUACAAUUGGUAACAAGCUAUGGCUGAAGCUCCAAAGACUACCCAAGGCUGAACCUUUGGAGAUUGUGUCAUUUCUUGUUGUUAUCCUAUUCAUUGCUACCGUCCUUUUAAUGAUGAUCAUAGCUUGCAGCUGUUGCUGUGCCCGCUGCUGCAAUGGAAGGCCCCAGCCCAAGGGGAGGAGGAUUCAAGUUCAGCCAACUGGCCAUGCGUAAGAAUGCAUUGAGAGGAAUAUGUGGACAUUCAGAGGAAAGGAUACAAAAAGACUGCUGUAAGCUGGCACAGGAAUCACCUUUACAGCAGUCCACAGAACAGAAUGAUAUAUGGGAACAUCAAGGAAAGGAAAAGAGAGAAGACAAGAGAGGUUCAAACCUUCACUGGACUAGGUUUGUACAUCAAGGCCACAUGAGACAGUGACAAAACCACCGAAUUCACAGUAUUUGUCUCUCUGCCCUAUUAAGACACUAAAAAGAACCAUGUUACCAUCAAGAUACUAUGACCAUAGUGUCUCCGCUGGCAAGGGGAUAAAACUAAACAUACACAAAACUGCCAAACACGCCAUAAGCAAACCUGGAUGGAUGAAGGGAAUUUCUACUUCUUUUUACAGGAGGAGUUCCAGAGAAACACUAAGUACCAGAACGUCCCCUGAAUUCCAAGCUACGUGCAAAUGCUUAGCAGAGUGAAUUACAAGGGGAACAUUGUUUCCUCCUGCUGUCCAACUGUCUCUACAGCCAAGAAUACCACAGCAUAUGAGGUCUGACCAAGUCAUUCAUUCAGGAGAAAGGAUGACACAGCCUUGCAGUUGAUACAUGAACCCAGAGACUGCAAAGAAAAGCAGCAACAAAUCCUCCACAUGUCCUUAACAAAGGAAGGCCAAGUGCCAAAGAGCAAGUAUAUUACUUGCAAUAAUCACUGCCUGCGCAAUGAUGAGAGUGAAAA
Pogona vitticeps (central bearded dragon) is the source of this 1702-nucleotide messenger RNA. NCBI's taxonomy places the organism in Eukaryota, Metazoa, Chordata, Lepidosauria, Squamata, Agamidae. The record is from RefSeq and is a predicted model, not a curated record.